AUGAAUGCCGCGGGUUGGUCAGUGCCGCUUCUUUUCCUGCUGGUGUUGACGCUGGUCUCCACAACAACAUCGACUGAUGGUAUCACGCUCUCACCAUCAAGCGUCGAUACUUCCGAUGCAAAACUCACGUCCACCGCUUCAUGCGCAAGAAGCAGAGGCUUUCAGACGCUAGAAUUUCUGCACAGCAUCCGUGGUCAGAAAAUUGUUUCCGGUCAGCACAAUGACCAGAAAGAUGGGACCAACGAAUCUCACUACACUCGACGAGUCUAUGAAGUCACCGGUGAAUAUGCUGGCCUAUAUGGUGCAGACUUUUUGUUUCAUGGGAACCCUGACCGACGCUGGGCCAUCACACUGGAAGCAGAACGACAAUGGGCCCAGGGCGCCAUUAUCAAUCUCAUGUGGCAUGCUUGUCCUCCCACAACAGGGGCAGAUGCCGGGCUGAAGUGUCCUUGGGAUGGUGGCAUCUUAAGUUCAUUAACAGAUGAUGAAUGGAAUGACUUGAUCACUGAUGGAGGAAACCUCAACACUAUUUGGAAAAGCCGCAUUGAUGAAAUAGCAGUUUUCCUCCGGUAUCUACAAGACAGGAAUGUAGAAGUCAUGUGGAGACCUCUUCAUGAACAAAAUCAACCUGUUUUCUGGUGGGCAGGACGAACUGGAGAUUUAGGUACCAAGAAGCUGUGGCAGCUCACGCAUAACUACAUGACAAACGACCUUGGCUUGACCAAUUUGAUUUGGGUUUGGAACGUCCAAGAUAUGCCAAUUAUUGACUUUGGUGAUUACAAUCCAGGACAAGAAUACUUUGAUAUUGCUACAUUGGAUGUGUAUCUGCCAGGCAUCACGUACAAUUCCUGCAAGUAUUAUGAAGCCAUGUUGGUUGAGGCGGGCGAUCGAAUGGUGGCUAUUGGAGAGUCAUUUCAACUACCAUCUCUGGAUGUUAUGGAAAGGCAGCCGAUGUGGACCUUUUUCAUGACAUGGGCAUAUGGUUUGGAGCGAGAUCCAAAUGGUUCACAAACCAAUUCAAUUGAUUACAUCAGAGAAGUCUACAACUAUCCCCGUGUGCUCAAGCUGAAGGAUAUGCCAACUUGGCAUAAUCAAUCCACCAUUAGUGAUUGCGUAGCACUAGCCGAAACAGUCUGUUCCAACGAUGUAGACUGUGGUUUCAAUGGAUAUUGUGUCAGUAAUAUUUGCUUCUUGGAUGUUCGAACCUAUCAUUCCACAGAGCCCCAGAACAUCCUGGCUCGCUUUGGUCUGGAAAGGCACAUUUUGGACUGCAACGGGAAAGGCAUCAGUCAAUUUGGUUUGGUCCAACCGUUUGUGUUGCACUACAAUUACUACUACUCAUGUAGUGAUCUCACCGAUGCGACUCCUGGCGCAAUGCAGCAGACCCCUCUAGAUGCUGCCUUUCUAGGCAAUGUGAUCUUCUUGGAUCGGCAUGCCAUUGACUGCCAAACAAGCCCAAUUCAAUACUUGCAUUUGGUUUCUUCCGCCAACCAACGCAUUGGGUACAACUACAAGUGUGGAGAAGUCUACCUCCAUGAAGUGGAAGACUACUAUACAGAGUGGGCUAGUACUAACGGGCUUUGGGGGAGAAUCAAUGUCAGAUUCUUGGAGAGGCAUGAUGUGAAGUGCCCAACAGGGAAGGUAUUGAGUUAUGUGCAGCUGCAGACCAAUGGUCAAGGCCGCAUCAUCUCCAACAAUAAAAUGCGCUACCACUACAAAUGUGGAUACGCGCUGCAUUUCUAA
Messenger RNA from Seminavis robusta, 1743 nucleotides. The record is from the annotation of a GenBank genome assembly. NCBI's taxonomy places the organism in Eukaryota, Bacillariophyta, Bacillariophyceae, Naviculales, Naviculaceae.